Molecule: messenger RNA, 2320 nt
Organism: Aedes aegypti (yellow fever mosquito)
Lineage: Eukaryota; Metazoa; Arthropoda; Insecta; Diptera; Culicidae
Product: phosphoenolpyruvate carboxykinase [GTP]
Exons: 3
Coding region: 227-2170 (647 amino acids)
Biological process (GO): cellular response to insulin stimulus; response to starvation; cellular response to dexamethasone stimulus
Cellular component (GO): cytosol
Molecular function (GO): manganese ion binding; GTP binding; phosphoenolpyruvate carboxykinase (GTP) activity
Source: RefSeq, a predicted model, not a curated record
GCAUCAGUCAUCAUUCAAGCGAGUGAAAUGAAACAAAGUGUCGUUUUUGAGGAGUGCUGUGUUCUGAAAAUCAAAAGUGAUAAUUACUAUAAACGUGAAAUUAGUUAGUUCCGAUUCGUGCUGAAUACGAAACCAAUAUAGUAGCAUAAGCAUAAAAAGCAAAAUAACCAAAAAAAUUAAAAAAGUUAUAAAACAAACUAAAAAAAUUACAAAAUAACUCGUAAAAAUGCCUCAAGUCAUUGAACAAUUCACCAAGCUGCCAACCGCUUUUGGCUGCUCUCCAAAACUUCGUUCCGUAGCGGACAACCAAAUCCGUGGCAUCACCAUCGUCAACGGACAUGUGGCCCAGCUAUCGUCCAAAAUCCGUACCUACGUUGAAGAGUCUGUUGCCAUGUGCCAACCAGAUCGCAUCCAUAUCGUCGACGGAAGCGAGCAGGAAAGUGCUACCCUGAUUAAUACUCUUCACGCUCUCGGAACGGUACAGCCGCUGCCCAAGUAUGAGAACUGCUGGCUGGCCCGCACCAACCCAGCCGAUGUUGCCCGUGUCGAAUCCAAGACCUUCAUCUGUACUCAGCGACGUGAGCAAGCCAUCCCAACUCCGAAGGAUGGCGUCCAGGGGAGCCUCGGUAACUGGAUCUCGCCCGAAGACUACGAGAAGGCAAUCCGUUCUCGUUUCCCCGGUUGCAUGAAGGGACGUACCAUGUACGUGGUUCCAUUCUCCAUGGGACCGAUCGCUUCGCCGUUGUCCAAGUUCGGCAUUGAACUCACCGAUUCAGCUUACGUGGUCUGCUCGAUGCGUAUCAUGACUCGCAUGGGUGUUGAAAUCCUCGAGAAGCUCUCAGAUAACUCCGACUUUAUCAAGUGUUUGCACUCGGUGGGCACUCCAGCCAGCGGAAAGAUCACCAUGCCAUCAUGGCCCUGUGAUCCGGAAAGAACCAUCAUUCUACACAAACCGGCCAACAACGAAAUUGUCUCCUAUGGAUCAGGCUACGGCGGCAACUCCCUCCUCGGUAAGAAAUGCUUUGCCCUACGUAUCGGAAGCACGAUCGCUCAACGUGAGGGAUGGCUCGCCGAACACAUGUUGAUCCUCGGCAUCACCGACCCCAACGGUGUCAAAAAGUACAUUGCCGCUGCUUUCCCGUCUGCUUGUGGCAAAACUAACCUAGCCAUGAUGACGCCAACUCUUCCUGGAUACACCAUGGAAUGCGUCGGUGAUGACAUCGCCUGGAUGAAGUUUGACUCCAAGGGACAACUACGCGCCAUCAACCCGGAAAAUGGUUUCUUCGGAGUCGCUCCGGGAACCUCCUCGGAAACCAACCCGAACGCUAUGGAAACCGUUUACAAGAACACGAUCUUUACCAACGUCGCCGCCACAUCCGACGGCGGAGUGUUCUGGGAAGGAAUGGAAAAGGAAAUCGAUCCUGAAGUCGAGAUCACCGACUGGUUGGGCCAGCCGUGGAAGAUGGGUGUAUCAAAGACACCAGCUGCCCACCCGAACUCUCGCUUCUGCGCCCCGGCAAGUCAGUGCCCAAUCAUUGACCCCGCCUGGGAAGACAACGAGGGAGUUCCUAUUUCGGCCAUUCUUUUCGGAGGACGUCGUCCCGAAGGUGUUCCACUAGUGUACGAAGCGAACUCAUGGUCCCACGGAGUAUUCAUUGGAUCUGCCAUGCGCAGUGAAACCACAGCCGCCGCCGAACACAAAGGAAAAAUGAUCAUGAAUGACCCAUUCGCAAUGCGUCCAUUCUUCGGUUACAACUUCGGCGACUAUCUGAAACACUGGCUUAGCAUGGAAAACCGUUGUGCUGAAGCCGGUGGACACAUGCCCAAGAUCUUCCACGUUAACUGGUUCCGCAAGGAUGCCAAUGGUAAGUUCCUGUGGCCAGGAUUUGGCGAAAAUUGCCGAGUAUUAGAAUGGGUUCUGCAGCGGGUGGACGAACAUGAAUGCUACGAGGAAACUGCUAUCGGUCGUAUUCCCGCCAAGGGUGCCCUUAACUACAAUAACCUGAACUGCUCGAUCAACGAGAAGGAACUGUUCUCGAUACCGAAGGACUUCUGGCUGAAGGAGGUCGACGAGAUUAAGCAGUACUACGACAACCAGCUGCCGCACGAUUUACCCCAGAAGAUCGCGCAGGAGCUGGCUGAACUCAAGAGUCGCGUUGUGCAGAUGUGAAUUGUUCAAUGAUUGCUUGCAGGCAGUAGGGUAUAAGUAAAAUAAGGGUAAUAGUUAAUAAUGUUUCUCGAUUUCAAGAGGAUAUAGAGUAUAAGAUUUGUUACUGUGUAAUUGGUUAUCUAAACAAUAAAAUUUUUCGUAAAUUUAAUA